Messenger RNA from Penicillium samsonianum, 1401 nucleotides. RefSeq names its product putative cytochrome P450. Gene Ontology annotation, molecular function: monooxygenase activity; oxidoreductase activity, acting on paired donors, with incorporation or reduction of molecular oxygen; iron ion binding. Bases 1 to 1401 code for a protein of 466 amino acids. The transcript has a single exon. The record is from RefSeq and is a predicted model, not a curated record. NCBI's taxonomy places the organism in Eukaryota, Fungi, Ascomycota, Eurotiomycetes, Eurotiales, Aspergillaceae.
AUGCCUUCGCCUAUUCCUCAGCCCCAUGGGCUUCCAAUUCUUGGAAAUAUGUUUGAUAUGAUCCCUGGCAAUACCUGGGCGUCUUUAAAUAAGCUGGCAGCAGAACAUGGUGGUGCUGGUAUCUUCAAAAUCAAAAUCCUCACCAAGCAACUUGUCUUCAUUACAAACGCCGCUCUGCUCGAGGAAAUCUGUGAUGAGAAGCGCUUCCGAAAAUGUGUCACCGGUCCGAUUGUCGAGAUCCGCAAUCUUGUCCACGACAGUCUCUUUACUGCGUUCGACAACGAGGAAAGCUGGGGCAUCGCGCAUCGUAUCAUGGCUCCUUCCGUUUCGCCCGAGGCCGUCAAGGAAAUGCAUAGGGACAUACAACUUACAGCAGAUGACCUAAUCUGGAAAUGGACUUCAACGGACAGCACCGGACAGCGUGUGGAUGUCACUGAUGACUUGGAACGACUCAACCAUGCCGCCAACAUGAAAUGCUUCUUCAGUCAGCAUGUAGACUGCGUCCUUGGCGAAGAACCCGCCGUCAUCAAAGCUAUGUCUGAUAUAACCUUCGAGUGCGUACGUCGACCCACGCGACCUAAGCUCCUCACUCGGCUCUUGUACCAGAGUAAAUUCGACAAGGAUAUCAAGAUUUCUCGCGACUAUUGCGCUCAGAUCAUCGCCAAGCGACGCGAUAAGCCUGUAGAACGGAACGAUUUGCUGAAUGUCCUACUUCACGAAAAGGACCCGAAGACCGGAGAAUCCCUUCCAGACAGCCGGGUCAUCGACGAGAUAAUCAACAUUUUCAUCGGCAGCUCCACAGCCCCGAAUCUCCUCUCCUUCACUCUGUACUAUCUCGCCAAAAACCCAGACGAGGUCACCCGUGCCCGUGAGGAGAUCGACGCCCUCGUCGGUCCCUCCGGCCAAAUCGAACACUUCCAUCUCUCGCAAUUACCCUACUGCGCAGCCAUCCUCCGUGAAUCCUUCCGUCUCUGCGCCCCAGCCCCGGCUUUCAACAUCGAGCCUUUGCCCACCGAUGGUCCGGUCCUACUCGGUGGAGGAGAAUACGAGAUUCCCAAGACACAGCCCAUGAUUGCAAUCCUGUCCGCUGUCAACCGCGACCCUGCUGUCUUUGAUGACCCCAAUGAUUUCAAGCCCGAGCGCAUGCUCGGCGAGGCCUUUGAUCGGCUCCCAAUCGGUGUGAAAAAGGGGUUCGGGAACGGGAAGCGUGAGUGUUACGGUAAGCGGUAUGCUUGGGAAUGGACGUUGCAUGCACUCAUUCGCAUCAUCAAGGAUGUUGAUUUUGAGUUGGCGGAUAAGGAGUAUACAUUUGAUAUGGAAGGGAAGAAUUUCAAUGGCGGUUUCAAUGUCAAGCCAUACGGCAUGUUUGCAAGGACUAAGAAGAGAAACGCGGCCGUUUAA